This is a messenger RNA of Cololabis saira (Pacific saury), 2889 nucleotides long. RefSeq names its product NACHT, LRR and PYD domains-containing protein 3-like. The record is from RefSeq and is a predicted model, not a curated record. The transcript has 7 exons. Lineage: Eukaryota; Metazoa; Chordata; Actinopteri; Beloniformes; Belonidae. The coding region runs from base 136 to 2889 and encodes 917 amino acids. Gene Ontology annotation, molecular function: protein binding.
GGAGAGGUCAAUGAUGAACAUGAAGUCAGACAGAUUGAAGCAGCAUCCAGGAAACCACACAGAGCAGAAACAACCAUCAGACAGGAAGACAUCUUUAAACUCCCACCUGGAAGAGAUGAACCAAUCAGAACAGUGAUGACGAAGGGAGUGGCCGGCAUCGGGAAAACAGUCCUAACACAGAAGUUCACUCUGGACUGGGCUGAAAGCAAAGCCAACCAGGACAUCCAGUUACUUCUUCCCUUUACCUUCAGAGAGCUGAAUGUGCUGAAAGACAGAAAGUUCAGCUUGGUGGAACUUGUUCAUCACUUCUUCACAGAAACCAGAGAAAUCUGCAGCUUUGAAGAGUUCCAGGUCGUGUUCAUCUUUGAUGGUCUGGAUGAGAGUCGACUUCCUCUGGACUUCCACAACAAUGAGGUCCUGACUGAUGUUACAGAGUCCACCUCAGUGGAUGUGCUGCUGACAAACCUCAUCAGGGGGAACCUGCUUCCUUCUGCUCGUCUCUGGAUCACCACACGGCACGCAGCAGCCAAUCAGAUCCCUCCUGAGUGUGUCUCCAUGGUGACAGAGGUCAGAGGGUUCACUGACCCACAGAAGGAGGAAUACUUCAGUAAGAGGAUCAGAGAUAAGAAGCAGACCAGCAGGAUCAUCUCCCACAUCAAGAAAUCACGAAGCGUCCACAUCAUGUGCCACAUCCCAGUCUUCUGCUGGAUCACUGCUACGGUCCUGGAGAGAGUCCUGGAAACCAGAGAGGGAGGGAAGCUGCCCAAGACCCUUACUGAGAUGUACAUCCACUUCCUGGUGGUCCAGGUCAAACUGAAGAAGGUCAAGUAUGAUGGAGGAGCUGAUACGGAUCCACACUGGAGUCCAGAGAGCAGGAAGAUGGUGGAGUCUCUGGGAAAACUGGCUUUUGAGCAGCUGCAGAAAGGAAACCUGAUCUUCUAUGAACCAGACCUGAGAGAGUGUGGCAUCGAUGUCAGAGAGGCUUCAGUGUACUCAGGAGUGUUCACCCAGAUCUUUAGAGAGGAGAGCAGCCUGUACCAGGACCAGGUCUUCUGCUUCAUCCAUCUGAGUGUUCAGGAGUUUCUGGCUGCUCUUCAUGUCCAUCAGACCUUCAUCAAGUCAGGAGUCAACCUGCUGGAGAAACAAAAAGACACAGAGACUCACCUCUAUACGAGUGCUGUGGACAAGGCCUUACAGAGUCCAAACGGACACCUGGACUUGUUCCUCCGCUUCCUCCUGGGUCUUUCACUGGAGACCAAUCAGACUCUCCUACGAGGUCUGCUGGAACCAGAUCAAAGAAGUUCACAGAACAAUCAGGAAACAGUUGAAUACAUCAAGAAGAAAAUCAGUAAAGAUCUGUCUGCAGAGAAAAGCAUCAACCUGUUCCACUGUCUGAAUGAACUGAACGAUGGUUCUCUAGUGGAGGGGGUCCAGUGGACCCUGAGGUCAGGACUUCUCUCCACAGAUAAACUGUCUCCUGCUCAGUGGUCGGCUCUGGUCUUCAUCUUACUGUCAUCAGAAGAUCUGGAGGUGUUUGACCUGAAUAAAUACUCAGCUUCAGAGGAGGUUCUACGGAGGCUGCUGCCGGUGGUCAAAGCCUCCAAGAAAGUUUUGUUGAGUGAUUGUAAACUCUCAAAGAGCAUCUGUGCAGAUCUGUCCUCAGUUCUCAGCUCUCAGUCCUCCAGUCUGACAGAACUGGACCUGAGUAACAACCACCUGGAGGAUUCAGGACUGAAGAAGCUGUGUCCUGGACUGGAGAGUCCACACUGUCACCUGGAGUCUCUCAGGUUGAGUGGUUGUAACCUCUCAGAGAACAUCUGUGCAGAUCUGUCUUCAGUUCUCAGCUCUCAGUCCUCCAGUCUUACAGAACUGGACCUGAGUAACAACCUCCUGCAGGAUUCAGGACUGGAGCAGCUGUGUCCUGGACUGGAGAGUCCACACUGUCACCUGGAGUCUCUCAGGUUGAGUGACUGUAACCUCUCAGGGAACAUCUGUGCAGAUCUGUCCUCAGUUCUCAGCUCUCAGUCCUCCAGUCUGACAGAACUGGACCUGAGUAACAACCACCUGCAGGAUUCAGGACUGAAGAAGCUGUGUCCUGGACUGGAGAGUCCACACUGUCACCUGGAGUCUCUCAGGCUGUCAGGCUGUCUGAUCUCAGAGGAAGGCUGUGCUUCUCUGGUAUCAGCUCUGAGCUCCAACCCCUCCCAUCUGAGAGAGUUGGACCUGAGCUACAACCAUCCAGGAGAGUCAGCAGGGAAGCUUUUGUCUGCUGGACUGAAGGAUCCCCACUGGAGACUGGACACUCUCAGGGUGGAGCCUGCUGGACAACGAUGGAUGACACCAGGUCUGAGGAAGUAUUCCUGUCGACUCACCAUCGACACAAACACAGUCAACAAAAAAAUCAAACUCUCUGACAACAACAGAGAGAUGACAAGUGUGGAGGAGAAUCAGUCAUAUCCUGAUCAUCCAGACAGGUUUGACAUCUGGCCUCAGCUGCUGUGUAGAGAAGUUCUGACGGGUCGCUGUUACUGGGAGGUCCAGUGGAGAGGAGAUGUUUCUGUAUCAGUGAGUUACAGAAGAAUCAGCAGGAAAGGAAACUCUAAAGACUGUUGCUUUGGAAUGAACGAUCAUUCCUGGAGUCUGUUCUGUUCUGAUGAUGGUCAGUACUAUGUCUUUCACAAUAACAGAGUAACAUAUUCCUCCUCCUCUUCCUCAGUCUCUGACAGAGUAGCAGUGUAUGUGGACGUUCCUGCUGGAACUCUGUCCUUCUACAGCGUCUCCUCUGACAGACUGAUCCACAUCCACACCGUCAACACCACAUUCAAUGAACCUCUUUAUCCUGGGUUCAGGUUCGGGUUCGGGCCUGGUUUUUCAGUGUCUCUGUGUUGA